UUUGACAGUAAAUUUUUCGAUAAAAUGCAAUAUAAUAUCGUCCGGCGUUGCACUCUUUUUGUUUGAUGUUUGUAAAUAAUUGAGUUGUAAAAACGUGACAAAAUGUGUACUAAUAACGGAUAUACGGAUUUCAAAGGUAUUUCUUAAUAAUAUUGCUUAAUCUGAAAUAUCUGGUAUUUGCAUGGUAUUUUUCUAAGUUUGUAUUUGGGAUGUAGUGAAAAUAAAACGAUAGGUGUGUUGAGUGGACACGUAAAAUUUUUAAAACGGAAACCAAUAAAGAGAAACAAAAAGCUCAUCGCAGGAAUUGAUGCCGACUAUUAUGGGAGCAUUUGAUGCUAUAAUAGGAAGCGAAACGAAAGAAAACGAACUCGAUUUAGACUCGAAAACCAGUACACCGAGACGUAGUCAUCAAAUCAGUAAUUUCGCUAAUUUAUCUCCAUACGUACAAAAAGUAUUGUCCAACGUACCUGAACAGGAAAUAAGUAGAAAGUUUUCUUCGGAAGAAACUUUGGGACCAAAAAGAUUCAAUACGAAGAGUACCUACCGUUCAUUCAGGUCUCCUGACAAACAUAUCAAUAAAUCCAACGAAAAUUUGGAAAUUAUAUCAACUAAUGUCCAAAAGAUGUUGUCGAAUCUUCCUGAUACCGAGCUGGUAAUCAGCGCUAGUAAUUUAAAUCUAACGAGAAACAGUUCCUAUUUAUUUAACUCGUCCAGUAGAACGGAGUUUCUUAAACAGAUCCUCGCUAAUGGAGAAAAAACCAGCGAAGAACCGAAAACAAAACAGUUUUUGUAUCAUUCGGACGGUGCUGCUAGCGGUAAUAAUAGUGAUAGAAUAGAUGCAGACGACGUUAAAUGUUGUGCUAGUGAACAUUUUGAUAAUUGUGAUAAUUACGAUCAAAAACCUUUAGGAAGUUAUUUACACAGUUCACAAGGUAUCGCUUCAAGAACGCCAGUCGGAAGGAAAAAUGUAGGAAAAUAUUUACAGGUUCCUAGUGAAAAUAGUGUAGGAAAUACCAGUAGCACGACGUCUUCAGAAGUAUCGAGACCCGUGUCUUUAACUAGCUUAGGCUCCUGCUCUUCUAGUGGUAGCAGCGGCCAUAAUCAGCCAGGCUCAGCGUAUUUAGCAUCUGCGGAAAGCUUGGAUAGUGAUCCCGAACCAUCAGGAAGUCAAGGAUCAGCAGAUAGUGGUAUUGCUGUACAAGAACAAUCAAUCAUAAGUCCUGAGUCCAGAGUACUUCACGAGGUUUUGGAAACAGAAACUGUGUACGUAGAGGAUUUAAACGAAGUCAUAACGGGUUAUUUAGAUCCUUGGAAAUCCGAUCCAGAGUGUCCAUUGGCUGAAUACCUGUCGCAUUUGUUCAGUAAUCUAGAGAAGAUAUAUAAGUUUAAUAGGAGUUUUUUAAAAGACUUGAAAGAAGCUGAAGGGGAAGCUACUAAAACAGCCAACUGCUUCCUUCACCACGACUCUGGUUUCUCAGUGUACAACGAAUAUUGUCAAAACUAUCCCCGAACUAUGGAAGUUCUGGGUCGUUUAACUAGAGAUGAAAAAAUGGCUGCUCUAUUUCGAGAAAAGCAACUUGAGUUAGGACACGCUUUACCACUAGGAUCUUAUUUACUUAAGCCCGUGCAACGGAUUUUGAAGUAUCAUCUUUUAUUACAGAGGCUCUCGAAGCAAUGUGAUCCGACGCACAAACCAACAGUAGAUUUAGCUCUAACGACAAUGACAGGUAUCGCUUCGGAUAUAAAUAAUAUGAAAAGAAAGAACGAGGAUGCAGUCAGAGUUCAAGAAAUUCAAGCCCAGUUGUACGGGUGGAACGGACCGGAUCUUACAGCUCUAGGAGAAUUGAUAGCAGAAGGAACUUUCAGAGUAGUUGGAGCAAGAGGUCGAAGACACGUGUUUCUAUUUGAGAAAGUUUUGCUGUUAGCUAAAAAUAGACAAGGGGGAGCUCUUGCUUAUAAGAGUCAUAUUAUGACUUCCAAUUUAAUGUUGGUGGAACAAGUUAGAGGUGAACCUCUGUCGUUUCAAGUUAUACCUUUCGACAAUCCACGUUUACAGUCGACGCUGAAAGCCAGAUCGCCACAGCACAAAAGAGAAUGGACUUUGCAAAUAAAAAGAGUUAUUUUAGAAAAUUAUACAGCUGUCAUUCCAAAUCACGCUAGGCAAUUAGUUUUACAGCUCGGACAAGAGUUGAAUGAAACAGAAGACACCAACAACGAUAAAUGGUUACCCCUAAAACAAUACUCGACCCCAAACUACUUAGAAAGAAGAAGCAGAGUAAGAAAAACGAGAGACUUCGCCAACAGAAGAGCGGCAUCUCAAGAUCGUACAUUCCCUACUUUAACCAAUUGGAGAAGAAAGUCUGAACCGAGUAUGGUACCGCAGUACAACCCCAAAAAAACAUUAAAAAUAAAAAAACAAAAAGAAAUUCAGAACGCUACUUUUUACACUGAUUUAUCUGAUUCUGAAAAUUGUGCUGAUGAAUCAAUGGAAAAUUUACAGCAGAGUCAAAACGAGGUAGCCCCAGAUGAAUCGAAUAAUGAGGAUAAGACUGAUGAAUGCGUUAAAAAUAAUUUGGAAAAAAUCGUUUCUGAUAUUUUAAUGCAAAAUCAAACUUUCCAGAAGGCGUUUUGUAGACAAAUUAGCAGGAAGAGUCUUACCAGCGAUCCAACAUCCGUAUGGUAUGAAGAUAAAGUGAAAUUGCCAACAAAAGCCGAUUCUUUACCGCGAUCUUUUCAACUAUAUGAUCAACUAGAUUCGAAUGAUGCAAUCGACGGUCGAAACGACAAACUUCUAGAUAUGUCAUUGAAGGAGGAUCCCGAUAUAGACGUUGAAGAACAACAAGAUAAUGAUUUCUCAUCUCAACUCAGUGACGCUGAGCAUCCCGAUCACAAAAUUUAUCGCAAAUCAGCAAUUAGAUUCAGUAUUCUCCAGAGAAUUCGACAUAUUAUGACGGAAGAACAAAAAAGAACCCAAAAGUUCCCAGUAUAUCAACAGGGAUCUAAAAGAAUGGGAGAAAAAAUCGCUCAUCCCGAUUAUGUAGAUCCACAGAAAUUAUUUUUAGGUUCAGCUAAUUGCAGUCAAGUUGAUCUCACAGAAUACAAAAUCGAAGAUUGCGAUAUAUUGGGUGAACCAGAACAAUUAGAUUUAUCAAUAUGCGAAAAAGAUGUACUUAACGAGCUCGAAAAGAGGUUGAAUGGAGGCAGUAGUGUUCCUGAUACUGGUCAGACUCUGAACUCUAGUCACAGUUUAAAUUCUAGUCAAAUUUCCGAUAGUUAUUAUGAAAAUAUUUUAGAAGACUCCUUAAAGGAGGAAUACGUUGAAGAUUCCACUGGAAAACUGGUAGCUAAACAGGACUCAUUCAGUAGCAACGAAGAAAAACAAAAACCUAACCAAAAAUCACUGUUUGAUAAGCGACCUGCGAUCAAGAGGCCUACCAAAGCACCGCCGCCAAUACCUCAAAAACCUGCAAGAUUAAGUCAAAAUGUUGGUUCGAUUAAAUUCGUCACAGAAAAAACUAGUUUUAAGGAUGUAACUCAACUACGUACUGCUGGAACUAGCACAACGAGAGUACAGGACGUCGUUAGUACUGUUACAAGUAGUACGACUAGUACUACUUCAAAUUCUAGUUGGGUUAAAGCGAUGGUUGGAAGAUUUGAAUGAUUAAAGUAUUAGAUAUAGGAUGAUUGGUUAGUCAGAUUAUUUUUAGCCAUAAAGGAAUUAUAAAAUGGGCUGGAAAUCCCAAAAGAUGGUGUGAAAAUGAAACAAAGUGAUUUAGUAAUAAAAACACAUAAAAAGAUUAAAUAAAUUUUAUAAAUAUAUAUAAAAGAA
Diorhabda sublineata is the source of this 3829-nucleotide messenger RNA. RefSeq lists its product as uncharacterized. The record is from RefSeq and is a predicted model, not a curated record. The transcript has 13 exons. Bases 308 to 3661 code for a protein of 1117 amino acids. Lineage: Eukaryota; Metazoa; Arthropoda; Insecta; Coleoptera; Chrysomelidae. Gene Ontology annotation, molecular function: guanyl-nucleotide exchange factor activity.